Molecule: messenger RNA, 2171 nt
Organism: Lagenorhynchus albirostris (white-beaked dolphin)
Lineage: Eukaryota; Metazoa; Chordata; Mammalia; Artiodactyla; Delphinidae
Gene: APTX
Product: aprataxin
Exons: 8
Coding region: 1001-2044 (347 amino acids)
Biological process (GO): single strand break repair; double-strand break repair
Cellular component (GO): nucleus
Molecular function (GO): double-stranded RNA binding; protein binding; DNA 5'-adenosine monophosphate hydrolase activity
Source: RefSeq, a predicted model, not a curated record
UCCUUGAGCUUCAUACCCGUAUAUCCUAGUGUGACUCUAGGAUCUUCUGCAGGCAACUUAAUCUAAUGGCGUUUCAGUCUGAAAUCAUCUCUUCUUCGCUUACCAUUUAUCCCUAAAUUAUGUCUCCAGUGUAUUCCUCAUUUUGGGUAAUGAGUAUUUCCAAAUUAGAAACCUUCACUCCCUUGUUAUUCCCCAAAUGCAGUCAGCAAUAAGUCUACCUUCACAAUUUCUCCUGGCUCUUUUUCCUCUCCAUCCUCUUUCUUCAGGCCUCGUCCCUCUCCCGAAUUUCUUCUCUUUCUCUUCUACUGAUAUCCUACAUGACCAUAAAAGUUGUUUUACAAAAGAAUAUCAGACCCUCCAGUAGUGUUGUGCAGGUUGUGUAUUGCACAAAGGUGCUGCAUUCACACUUUAGAAAUUGUAGGUUUGUAUAUUUAUUAUGACUAUCUUCUGGCAGAUGGCAGUAAAAUGUGUUGUUCUAACAUCAGUAUGUUUUGACAGUUAAGGAAUGGAAACCUUGAUGCCUAUGGAGAACAUCCUCUGUUCUUAUGUCCUUAGCUCUCUGCCAGGCAAGCUUCUCACCCUUUAAAACUGAGCGUGAAUAUCCCUUCCUCGUGAAGCCUUUUUUGAUGCUCCCUACAAGAGUUAGUCUUUCCUUUCCCUGGGCUAAGGCCAUAUUUGGCUACUCCCUUCUUAUAGUAGAUAUUACAUUAUGUUGUAAUAAUUGAUAUAUGAGUCUGCCCCAUUGUACUCCAGGCCCCUGAAGGCUAGGGACAAUGUUUCAUCAUUCUUUGAUCCUCAGCAGGUAGCUUAAUGUCCAGCACAUAGAGUAUAUCAAUAAACAUAACAUAUAUUUGAUUACAUAGCAUGACUGAGGCACAGAAGUAAAUACUUUACCCAUAUUGUUUUAUUUAAUCCUCACAACACCUUCAUGAGUCCUGUCAUUAUCACAUUUUACAGGUGAGGAAAUUGAGACUAGGGAGGUGAAGUCACUUGCCUCAAGAUGAACAGCUGGCUAAUGAUGCGGGUGUGCUGGUUGGUGAGACAGGACAAUCGGCACCAGCGAAUCAAACUUCCACAUUUGGAAGCAGUCAUGGUUGGGCGCAGCCCCGAGACCAAGAUCACUGACAAGAAAUGUUCUCGACAGCAAGUGCAGUUGAAAGCGGAGUGUAACAAAGGAUAUGUCAAGGUAAAGCAGGUAGGGGUCAAUCCCACCAGCAUUGACUCACUCAUAAUUGGGAAAGACCAAGAGGUGAAGCUGCAGCCUGGCCAGGUCCUCCACCUGGUGAAUGAACUUUAUCCAUAUAUCAUAGAGUUUGAGGAAGAGACAAAGAACCCUGGCCUGGAAACACACAGGAAGAGAAAGAGGUCAGGCAACAGUGAUUCUGUAGAAAGGGAUGCUGCCCAGGAAGCUGAGCCCAGUACAAGACUAGAACCUGGGAACAACUCUAGCCAGUGCUCUGUGCCCCCAAAGAAGGAGAAAGAUGCAUCCACCAAAAAGGAAUCAUUGGGCCACUGGAGUCAAGGCUUGAAGAUUUCAAUGGAGGACCCCAAAAUGCAGGUUUACAAAGAUGAGCAGGUGGUGGUGAUUAAGGAUAAAUACCCCAAGGCUCGUCACCACUGGCUGGUCUUACCAUGGGCCUCCGUUUCCAGUCUGAAGGCUGUGACCAGAGAACACCUUGAGCUCCUCAGACACAUGCACACUGUGGGGGAAAAAGUGAUUGCAGACUUUGCUGGGUCUAGCAAACUCCGCUUCCGAUUGGGCUACCAUGCCAUUCCCAGCAUGAGCCAUGUACACCUUCAUGUGAUCAGCCAGGAUUUUGAUUCUCCUUGCCUUAAAAACAAAAAACACUGGAAUUCUUUCAAUACCGAAUACUUCCUCGAAUCACAAGCUGUGAUUGAGAUGGUACAAGAGGCUGGCAGAGUGACUGUCCAAGAUGGGAUGUGUGAGCUCUUGAAGCUGCCCCUCCGUUGUCAUGAGUGCCAGCAGCUGCUGCCUUCCAUUCCUCAGCUGAAAGCGCAUCUCAGGAAGCACUGGCCAAAGUGAUUCUGUGGAGCCUGAACUUCUGCAGCAGGUGUGGCUGAUUGUUUAGACCAAAUUCCUGACACCUGUUUUGGAUUGUGUGUGAACUUUUAUUUCUUGAAUUAAAACAUGCAAUUUUUUUUUUUCCAAA